This is a messenger RNA of Lactuca virosa, 1659 nucleotides long. The record is from the annotation of a GenBank genome assembly. NCBI's taxonomy places the organism in Eukaryota, Viridiplantae, Streptophyta, Magnoliopsida, Asterales, Asteraceae.
AUGAAGAAAUGGCAAUUACAUCUACUCACAACAAACACCAUAUCCUUCCCUCUUCUUGAUUAUCUCGUCCUGUGGAAUCUGCCAUGUCUAAAGAGUAUUGAUGGCGGUACUACAAUCACAACUACUUCCAUCCAUGAUCAGUUCAAGUGUUCUCAAGUCGGUGUUGCUUCUUGGUUCUUAUGCCGAUACUCCAAAAGGAUUGAGAUAUAUAAUUGUCCUGCCCUAUCAAGAGUGUUUCCAUGCUCUGUAGUGGGACAACUGCAUAAGCUUGAAGAGUUGAGAAUAUGGAGGUGCAAAUCAAUGGUGGAGAUAUUUGAAAUUGAAGGGGCCAACAGCAAUGGUGUUGAUAGUACUACUAAUGUUGGUGAUGGAAGUGAUGAUACUUGUACUGCAAUCACCAUCCCAAGGUCCGCAAAUAUGACUUUGCUUGAAUUGCCCAACCUAACGAUAUUGAAAAUAGAAAGAUGUGAAGGUUUGGAAUAUAUAUUCACAAGUUCCACACUUGAAAGCCUCAAGCAUCUCAAAGAAUUGACUGUAGAAGAAUGCAAGGCAAUGAACGUGAUAGUGAAGGAAGAUGGAGAGCACAGAGAAACAUCUAAAUCUAUAAUAGUCUUCCCUCGUCUGAAGUCUUUUACACUGGGCGACUUACCAAAUCUCAAGGGUUUCUUCUUGGGGAUGAAUGAGUUCAGGUGGCCAAUAUUGGAAAAGGUUAAGAUUUAUGGUUGCCCACAAAUGAUGACUUUCACAUCUGGUCACUCGAAGGCUCUGAAGCUCAACUACAUACAUACAGGAAUAGGCAAGCAUAGUCUUGAAUGUGGCCUCGACUUCCAGCCAUCAAAUGCAAUGCACGAGACUCAACUCCUUAUGUACUACACUCCAGAUAUGAUAAAGCUAGUUCAGUUCCCGUGGUCUUUUUCAAAUUUAGUUGAAGUAGAUGCACAUGAGUAUGGUGACAAAUUGUUGAAAAGCAGCAUAAUUUUUCCAUGCAAGGAGUUGCUAAAUUUGAAGAAUCUUGAAAAGCUUUCUAUUACCGGGAACUAUGAUGAAUCUAAAAUAGAGGAGGUAUUUGAAGUAGCAGAAGGGACAAAUGAAGAUGUCGAUUUUGAAACACAAUCUGUUGUGGUAUUUGAGAAGCUGAAAGAGGUGACUUUGGGUAGAUUAAAUAAUCUGAAGCAUAUGUGGAAGAGCAAUCGGUGGAUAGUGUUGAACUUUCCAAACCUUACAAAGGUGUCAAUUGUAAGUUGUAACCUUCUUGGACACGUUUUCACUAGUUGCAUGAUUGGUAGUCUAUCACAGCUCCAAGAGCUACAAAUAAGUAACUGCAAGAAUAUGGAUGUGAUUGUGAAGCAAGUUGAAGAUUCUGAAACCAGACCGACUACUGAGGUUGUGUUCCCUUGUCUGAAAUCCAUAACACUUCACAACCUUCCAAAUCUCAAGGGAUUUUGCUUGGGAGAGGAGGCUUUUGAAUGGCUAUCGCUAGAUGCUUUGGAAAUCAAAGAUUGUCCACAAAUAACAGUUUUCACCUGUGGACAAUUAACUACCCCGGAGCUGAAACCUAUCAACAAGAGGGAUGGCAGUUCUAGAGAAACAUUUGAAUUCACAUGUGCAAUUUGGCUCAUUUUGAAGUCAGCUAUAUAUAGCAUAAUAGGCAUCUUCUGA